This is a messenger RNA of Haemonchus placei, 726 nucleotides long. NCBI's taxonomy places the organism in Eukaryota, Metazoa, Nematoda, Chromadorea, Rhabditida, Trichostrongylidae. The record is from the annotation of a GenBank genome assembly.
AUGAGGGCGCAGACGAUAUCACAAAUUGCCGGCAAACUAAUUCCUGAUCGGGAAAUAACCGAAGCACUAAAUGCCCUGGUCUUACUUGAUGAGCGCCUCGAUGGACAUGCAAAGAUUAAUUACCAGAAUAUGGCAUCCCGCAAAGAUUUCACUCACGACAAUGCUAAAGAACCCCUUUUCACGUCAGUCCCAAAAAAAGCUGUCGAUGGAGCCACCUAUAAAGCAUUCAAGAACUUAAUUUCAUUCUACAAUCAGCCUGACGUGGAUGUACCAGAAACUGUCACAUCAGACUGGGACGCUGCAAUUGACUCGUUCCUGGAUGCAGUUACGAACACGACGGUAAUGAGAAGCACUAAGGAAUUCCUAACUUCGGAAGGGGUCGUAUCUGAUGAUGAAUCGUUCAGAAAUCUGCUUUAUACUAUGUGGUUUACUCAAUAUGCAAGAGGCCAUGCAGUAGGUAGCUCAGGAUUUGAAUCCGUUUUCUCUGGGGAGAUCAGAGGUAAUGACGUGAUCCGCUUCAAUAACUGGUUCCGAUUCUAUUUAUUGGAAACCGCCGGCCACGUCAAUUAUCACGGUUGGUAUACCAGGGAAAAGGUGAGUUACAUUCUUGAUUUUGGCCUCGAAAGAGAGUCUAGAGGGUUCAGUCCCCCACGAGAUUGCAUCGGAAAAGCUCGCACAAGUCUAAUCCCCUCGAAACCCUGGGAUGUACAGCGCCGGCUUUUCUGA